Leucoraja erinaceus (little skate) is the source of this 3841-nucleotide messenger RNA. RefSeq names its product electrogenic aspartate/glutamate antiporter SLC25A12, mitochondrial-like. Gene Ontology annotation, molecular function: L-glutamate transmembrane transporter activity; calcium ion binding; L-aspartate transmembrane transporter activity. Gene Ontology annotation, biological process: L-glutamate transmembrane transport; malate-aspartate shuttle; aspartate transmembrane transport. The coding region runs from base 65 to 2107 and encodes 680 amino acids. The transcript has 18 exons. NCBI's taxonomy places the organism in Eukaryota, Metazoa, Chordata, Chondrichthyes, Rajiformes, Rajidae. The record is from RefSeq and is a predicted model, not a curated record.
GACCCCUGACCUCCCGACGCUCGCGCGGCUGCAUCACCGCUUCCCGUGACAUCACAGCUGCAGCAUGGCGGUCAAGGUGCAGUCAACAAAAAGGGCCGAGGCCAGCGAAUUGAAGGCUGUGUUUUUGAAGUUUUGUAGUGUGACCAAGGAUGGGGAGCAGUAUAUGACUCCGACAGAUUUUGUACAGAAGUAUCUGGGAUUGCACACAGAUCCACUCUACAACCCAAAGACUGUAAAACUUCUUGCCGGGGUGGCCGACCAAACUAAAGAUGGGUUGAUCUCCUUUCAAGAAUUUCUAGCAUUUGAAUCUGUUCUAUGUGCCCCUGAUGCCAUGUUUAUGGUGGCUUUUCAGUUAUUCGACAAGAAUGGCAAUGGAGAGGUGACUUUUGAAAAUGUUAAAGAGAUCUUCAGCCAAACAAUUAUUCACCAUCAUAUCCCUUUCAACUGGGAUUGUGAUUUCAUUCGGUUACACUUUGGCUUUGACAGGAAAAAGAAUCUCUGCUAUUCUGAAUUUACGCAGUUUUUACAGGAACUACAACUUGAACAUGCAAGGCAAGCUUUUGCACAAAAGGACAAAAACAAAACUGGCACAAUUGUAGCAUUAGAUUUCAGUGAUAUCAUGGUCACAAUUCGCUCACAUAUGCUUACUCCGUUUGUUGAAGAGAAUCUAGUUUCAGUAGCAGGUGGAACCAGUUCUCAUAAUGUCAGCUUUUCUUACUUCAAUGCAUUCAACUCUUUGCUGAAUAACAUGGAGCUGAUUAGAAAGAUAUACAGCACUUUGGCAGGCACAAGAAAAGAUGUGGACGUUACAAAAGAGGAGUUUUCUCAUGCUGCCAAUAAAUUCGGACAGAUAACACCCCUGGAAGUUGAUAUCCUAUUCCAGCUUGUGGCUCUGUACAGUCCAACUGGACGAGUGUCUCUGGCGGACAUUGAACGAAUAGCACCAUUGGAGGAAGGAGCCCUGCCCUAUAACCUGGCUGAAAUCCAGAGGCAGCAAUCUUUCAGUGGUACCAGCAGGCCUAUCUGGCUCCAGGCUGCAGAAUCUGUUUAUAGAUUCACUUUGGGCUCAAUUGCUGGAGCGGUGGGAGCAACUGCAGUUUAUCCUAUUGAUUUAGUGAAGACACGAAUGCAGAACCAACGCUCCACAGGAUCCUUCAUUGGGGAGUUGAUGUACAAAAAUAGCUUUGACUGUUUCCAGAAAGUUAUACGUUACGAAGGUGUUUUUGGCCUUUAUAGAGGUCUUUUACCACAGUUGGUGGGUGUUGCACCAGAAAAAGCCAUUAAACUUACUGUAAACGAUUUUAUAAGAGACAAGUUCACUCAACGAGAUGGCGGAAUUCCUUUACUUGCAGAAAUCCUAGCUGGUGGCUGUGCUGGAGGUUCUCAGGUGAUCUUUACAAAUCCACUGGAAAUAGUGAAAAUUCGAUUGCAAGUUGCAGGAGAGAUCACCACUGGUCCCAGAGUCAGUGCACUCUCUGUAAUGCGUGAUCUUGGAUUUCUGGGUUUGUACAAGGGAGCAAAAGCCUGUUUCCUUCGUGAUAUCCCAUUCUCUGCUAUCUACUUUCCAGUUUAUGCUCACACUAAGCUAUUAUUUGCAGAUGAGAAGGGUAGGUUGGGUGCAUUCCAACUUCUUGCAGCUGGUGCUGUUGCAGGUAUUCCAGCUGCGUCGUUAGUAACUCCUGCGGAUGUCAUCAAAACAAGACUUCAAGUAGCAGCUCGUGCUGGUCAAACUACCUACAGUGGUGUUAUUGACUGUUUCAGAAAGAUCUUAAAAGAAGAAGGUCAUAGAGCUUUUUGGAAGGGAGCAGGAGCACGAGUCUGCCGGUCCUCUCCUCAGUUUGGUGUAACUCUAGUGACAUAUGAACUUUUGCAACGGUGGCUGAAUAUUGACUUUGGGGGAAUGAAACCAGUUGGUUCUGAGCCUACACCGAAAUCAAGGAUUUCUGAUCUUCCUCCAGUCUCUCCUCAUCAUAUUGGAGGAUACAAACUAGCUGCUGCUACUUUUGCUGGUAUUGAAAACAAGUUUGGGCUUUAUCUGCCUAAAUUUAGAUCUUCAGGUGUAGCUAUAGUCCAUCCACAGGUAUCGUCCGGUUCUCCUGGAUCUUAGGAGAUCUCUUUCAUGAGGCGAAAUCAAAUAACAUGGAGCAAUGUUGAAAGUAAUAGCUGCAUGUUGGUGGAGGUCAAUUCAAAUUUGAUUGAAAUCAUGUAUUUCCUAAUUAAAUUUUUGUAAUAAUAAUAUGAAUUGUUUGCAUUGCAGAAAAUUGUUGUCAGACUUUAUUUGUAUAAUUUUAGAGAUCAUAAAAGACAAAAACAAGAAAAGUUAAUGCAGCUAUAACUAAAUACUUAAAACCACUUAAGUUACAAGAUUGUUUCAGAGAGCAGUGUAUUCAGUCAAUGUUUGGUUUGAAGAGUUUAUAUUUCUGUUAUGCUUACUCCUGGUCACUUUAAAAACAAAAUGGUUCAAUUAUUGAUGUGCUUUUCCUUGUUCUGUUCUUUUCCUGUUGCUUAUUGAUGCAUCAGAAAUAGUUCAAAACAGAACUUGUUUAGCACAGUCCUGUAUUAAACUUGCUAUUCAUGAGAAAGUAUCUAAUGCUACAAAUUUAAUGCACAUUUUAUUUUUCUGUCUCAAUGCCCUGUUUACUACAAUUAUGGUACCACAAGGUUCCAAGUUUAACAAUGAUGUGAAUGCAGCUAAGAAAGAUAACUACAAAAUUAAAAGCAACUUGUUUUCUUGAAACUGUGCCUAAGAACAAUGAACUGUGGAUGUGGCAGGUUGGUUAGAAGUGUCGCUCUUGAUAUUAAAAUGUAUCACAGCAAAAAAACACUCCCAAUUAUUGGCAACUGGUUACUGCAUUUGGCAAAUAACGGUUACAACAAAAUACGUUCUCUCCCUCUGCAUUUUUAAUAUACUUCACUUUGUGUAAUGGAGUUAUCUAUUUGAAGGAUUUUGCAUAAAUUCUGCAUGUUUGACACACAGUGAAAACAUGAUCUUCAUGCUAAUUAUAAAACAGGAUUCUUGUUGAUGGACCCUGUAGUAUUUCUACUUAUGAGGUGGAGGAUAACAUUUUAAAUUAUUACUCUAAAAUGAAUGCAGAAGGAGUCCCCUUCAUGAUGCUGUUUUUUCUGGCAUUUAUGAAGAGCAUUGGCCUCAAUGGGCAAAGCUUAGCCCUGACAUGGUAGAACAUUUGGUGUGUAAAUCUGUUAAAACAAGUAAUGACAAGAUAAAUAGGGGAGAUAGUACUAUUCUUUAUAGCUGAUUUUAAAUAAAAUUAUCCAUGUAUGAUCUUUAAUUUAAAAUAUCUGUGUUAUUUUAGACUUUGCUUUGCACAGCUUGCACUUGAUAUACCUGUACAUAUUGUACAUCUGUACAGAGACAUCGUAGAGGACUGAAUAAAUCACACAAUGCUGGGGCAAUAUGCUUGAGUGAAAGGGUUGCUGAAAAAUACUGUACAGAUUAUGAUGUUUGUUAAAUCAUUGCAUUUAAUCUAAAAUGUUACCAUAUUUUAAAGAAAUAUAAUUUUCACUAAUGAUUUGUUUUAUGAAAAUGUGGUUCAUUUGGUGUCUGAAUUGCUAGGAAAACUGGAUCUGCUCAUUUUAGGUCAUCAGCAAAGCCCAAAAAUGCUUUUAAUUAUGUAUAUUUCAGCAUAUUUGCUGACAAUAUUCUUUAAUUUUGUAACUGGGUGUUUCUCAAUAAUGUGAAGCUACAUUUGAACUAUGUACAGAUCAAGGUUCCUUUGGUACUAUUCAAGUAUGUACAUUAACCACCAGCAGUUUUACCUGUGACAAGGAAUACACCUAAUGUGACAUUUCUACAAUUAAACUGUAUAUAUGGCAGAUAAAA